AGCACACUUAGAAUAUAUACUUUAUAAAUUUGUGACAUGAUUUAGAAAUAAUAUACAGUGAGUUAUAACAAUUUUCCCAAUAUCGAAGCCGAAAAGAACUUCUUGACAAUGUGUUUGAAAACAUAGAAUAGAAGCUAUGCCUCUCAGAAAUUCUCACAGUCAAAUUGAAGAACAAAUAGACACCUUCAUCCAGAACUUUAAAAGGAAUAGUGCCGUGUUUGUAAGUAAUUUCAAUCUUGAGAAUUAUGGGGCGACACUGAGGCAUACAUUCAGUGCUGGACAACUUAGUCCUUCAAACCAUAACAGAAGCAAGAGGUCGUCUUUUGUGUCCAACUGCUCAUCUUCAUCGAGGAGAACAUCGACGGAUGCAUCGAAUUUUUCUUUUUCUGACGGAGAAUCAUUUUACCAUGGAGACGCAGACGAUAGCGACAGCAGUAGUGAUGAAACAAUGGAAGAAAACGAUUGUUCUUUAUGUGUGCAAGAUGUUGCUUAUUUAUUACAAAACAGAUAUGCCAUCAUAACAGGAGGAAAAUCUUUGGAAGGUUUUCCAAUUAUUACUUUUCCUGAUUCAUCUGUGGAAUUUUUAAAUCUCUCUGAUGAUGAAUACAAGAAAUUGAUGCUAUUUUUAACUGGUGUGCCAUGCAUGCAAGAUGCAGAUAGAGGGUUUGUUCUUAUUAUCGAUAGAAGAAAUGAUAAAUGGAGCUCUGUAAAAGCAGUUUUACUUAGAAUUGCUGGUUUUUUUCCAGCUUUGAUACAAUUAGUUUUUGUUUUAAGGCCUGUGGGUUUCUUGCAAAAAGCAAUAUCUGGUGUCAGUAAUAAAUUUUUUAAAGAAGAGUUUAAAUUCAAGGUUAUUGUUUGUACAACAGUUGAAGAACUUCACUCUUACAUUGAUAUUAGUCAGCUAACCGAUGAUCUGGGAGGAAGCAUUGCAUAUGAUCAUGAUAGUUGGAUUCAACAAAGAACGGCUGUUGAAAGAUUCUCAGCUAAUACAAAAGAAAUAUCAAUUACUCUACAAGAUGCAAUUAUUCAGUGGCAGUCGAGUACUCUGCCAAAUGAUGUUGAAACAACAACAAUCCUGCUAGAAGAACAUUCAAAAGAACAGCAAGAAUUGAAAGAUGAUAUUCAAAGUGCAAUCCGACAUGGAGAAACGCUAUUAAGCUGUAUUCGACGUCCCUCAGAAGAAGAUGCAUCUCUUGAUCUCUGUCCUGAUAAGUUGAUCAAUGUGGCUACUGUAGAAAGAUUAUUAAUACAAUUAGAUGAGACAGCAAAGAAUUUCGAUUCUUUCUGGGAAGAUCAUAAAGAAAAACUUCAAAAGUGUUUAGAACUGCGGCAUUUUGAACAGGAUUUCAAAGAGAUCCAAAGUGUCUUAUCAUCUUGCAUUGAUAAAUUAGCUGACAUGCCGAUUUCUGCUGACUCAGCUUCACAAGUUCAAGAAGUUUUAAGAAAUGUUGAAGAAUUUGAUCAAAGUGCUCAGGUUGAGUUAAAUAAAGCGAUAGAGUUGAAAGAGAUGGGUGAGAAGCUCAUUGGUGAUAAUCACUAUGGUGUUGAUUCCAUUGCUCCGAAGUGUGUAGAACUUGAGAAGAUGGUAGGUGACUUCAAACAGCAGCUUCAUCAUAAGCUUGACAUGCUUAGGAAAUAUUGUGAUCUGCAUGAAAAAAUAGAAAAGGCAAACAAAUGGUGUACGGAAGGUGUUGAAUUCUUAGCCUCUCAUCAGAUUGAAAAGUGCACUUGCCAUGAGUUUGCUGCAAGAGCCUUAAAAAAUGUAGAAGAGUUUUUGCAGAAAGGUUCUGAUCUUCAAAUCAGUGAAGAAUUAGAAAACCAUCCUAUUCUUAAAGGUGCUAUUUCGCCAGAAACAAGAGUACUUGUGCAACAGGUCCUAAAACGUUUAGAAGAUAUGAAAACAGUGUGUGAAAAGCGCAAAGCUAGUUUAGAAAAGUUAGCUGCUAAACCAGUACGACCUGUCCAAGCUGUUGUUCCUGAGCCUAAAGUGCCUUCUCAUGUUCAAUUGCGUAGGCCCUCACCAGAUGGUGAUCGAAAACUUCAUAAGAAAGGCUCAAAGACUACUAUUGAGAUUUGUUUUGAAGAGAAUGAGGCUGAAGAAGCUCCAUACUUUUAUCCUAUUCGAAGUGAUUCUAAUCCUCCUUCUCAACGUAAUAGUGCUGAUGUAUUAAAGUUGAAACAAUGGCACGUCAUGACUGAACUCAUCGAAACUGAAAAAACUUAUGUCACUGAAUUGAACAGCAUAUUAACUGGGUAUAUGAAGCAAAUUGAUAAUCCUGCCACGAGUGACCUAGUUCCUCCUGUGCUUUUUGAUAAAAAAGAUGUCCUAUUUGGAAAUAUGUCAGAUAUUUAUUUAUUUCAUUACAACACUUUUUUAAUUGACCUUGAGGGUUGUAGCAGCACUCCUGAACAAGUUGGAAAAUGUUUUGUGCGUAGAAGUGAUUCCUUCCAUAAACUAUAUAGUUUUUAUUGCCUGAAUAAGCCUAAAUCUGAAUCCCUCCGUCGACAAUGUGGUGACGACAAUCCUUUUUUUAAAGAAUGCCAGAGAAAUCUUGGUCAUAAAUUACCACUCGGUGCCUAUUUGCUAAAACCUGUCCAAAGAAUUACAAAAUACCAGUUGUUACUGCAGGAUCUUUUAAAAUUUUGUGAAGAAAAUAUAGUUGAACUUAAAGAAGCUUUAGACACAAUGUUAGCUGUGCUAAAAUAUGUGAAUGAUAGCAUGCACCAAGUAGCCAUCACAGGGUUCCAUGGUUGCCUAACAGAUUAUGGGCAAUUACUUUUACAAGGACCUUUUAAUGUUUGGGUUGAAAAUAAAAAGGAUCGAAUCCGAGAUUUGAGAUUUAAAGCUCAUCAGAGAUACAUAUUUCUCUAUGAAGGAUUAGUAUUAUUUACCAAAAAAUUUGGACGUGAAGAAAGUCCCAGUUAUGCCUUCAAAAACUCAUUAAAAACGUCACAAAUAGGAUUAACUGAAAAUAUGCAUGGCAGUAAAGCUGAAGGUCGGAAGUUUGAACUUUGGUUGCAUGGUCGAAAACAAAUUUAUAUUCUACAGGCUCCUACACCUGAAACUAAACUUAAAUGGGUUGCUCAAAUUAAAAAAGUACUUUUUCAGCAGUUUGAGCAUCUGAAAGAUGAAAACAAAAAACUAUAUUCUGAAAAAAUUAAAAGUUUGAAUGGUUUAAUAUCCCAGUCUCCUGUUUCUAAAAGAGGUCAUGUUGUAUCUAGUCAAAGCUGGGAUAAUACACCUCCUGUAAAUAACAAUAUAAUGGACAAAGCACCUGAAAAGACCAGAAGAUCUACCAUCACAUCGGACGAUAGCUUUCAAAAAGAGGACCUUGACAAUCAUGAUGAUGGUUGGUCCACUGAUGAGCUAUCACAAACUGAAGAUGAAGACGAAGAUGGAGACAUCUUUCUUCAAACAGCUGAAGUUAAAGGUAGAUAUGUUGUUCUUGGUGACUAUGCAGCUGUAGAUGUUGGUGAAGUUUCUCUACAUGAGGGUCAAGUCGUUGAGGUAGAAAAAAUAGGAUGUGCCGGUUGGUGGUACGUAAGAGGAUUAGAUGCAGGGUGCCAAGGGUGGGUUCCAGCUACUUAUUUAGGCCCCAUCAGUCAGAAUAACAAACGAGGUUCUAGAUCAUCACCAUCUAUCAGUAGUCAAGACUCAGGAAGUGGUAGCCUUCAACGUGCAGCUAGUAAAACAAGUGUUGCUAGUAACAUGAGCAAUACAAGUCAAGAGGCAGCUAAUUCCUGAUAAUUGAGUAUUUAAUUAACUAUAAUAAAAUCUUAUUUAUAGAAUUUCUACUUAUCCACAAUUAACUUCCGUCACACAAAUAUAUUUAUCUUACAGUUGUUUGUUGUAUAUUUGUUGUAUUUUCUCACUGAUAAUCAGAUUUUUAUAUGUUAUCAAUUUAAUUUUCUAAUUUUAUAACGGAACAUUUUUACAAUGAUGGCUCUUUAGCAUCUUAUUGUUAUAACUCAAUUUCCAAGUUUUUUUUUGUUAGCAUUUCAGCUAAUCAUAAUUUAAACAGCUAAAAUUAAAUUAUUUUACUAAAGCAAAUCCUAAUCUAUAUAUUUUAUAAAUGUGUUUUUUCAGUUGUCUCUUUGAAUUUUUAAUUGAAAAUAGUGAUCAAAUUCUGGUACAAAACUGUAUAUACAUUUUUAGUCAUUGUAUAGAUGUCAGAUUUAGGUCAUUAAAAACAUCAUUGGAGUAAAUCAUAUUAUUUAUAAGGUUGUGUAUUAAUAAAAUUGUUUCUUUUGUUGUUUAAGAUAUAAUGUUUUGUACAUAUUUGUAAAAAAAUGCAUUUUCUUGUAAAUAUGUUGUUGUUUUGUGAGAUGUCAUUUAUUUAUUUCACCUGUAUACCUUAGUUUGCAUUUAAAUUGGAUGAAAAUAGACAUACAAAUUAAUUAGAAUUGUAUAGUUUUUAAUCAUUGACUGAAUGCAGUAAAUUUCAGAAAUGUAAUAGAAAAUCAAUAGAAUAGAAAAAUGAUUUUAAUUACAUUUUUUAAUAAUAGCAUUGAUUUUAAAACUGUGCACAGGCAGAAUUUUAAAGAGGCGAACUAUUUCCUCUUACACUUUAUUUAAAAUAAUUUCAUAACUAUACAAUAUAUAGUGAUGCAUGCACGCUUUACAUCAAUUAUUAUUUAUUUAAAAUACAUAGUUGGCACUUUGGUGCAUGGACAAAUUUUGUGAGAAUAUUUCUUCCUGAUAGUUUCCCUAUCUAUUGAUGUAAGGAAAAUAACUUUGCUAAGCAGGGAAGCAUGCAGUUCAAAUUGUGACUUCUAAAUGCAAGACUUUAUAAAAUAACAUUGAAUUUAUUAUUAAAUAAUAAUUCAUUUUUGUUAGAUAUUUUCUGUUAAGUUUUCAAAAUUUUAUCCUAAAUUUUUUAUUACCUACUUUCAGAACUUUAUUUCAGAUAAUGUAGGGUAAUAGAUUGGCUAUAAUACCUAUUAUUGAUGUUUAUAUGAUUGGUUAUUUUUUGUAAAAUAUCAAAAAUGAUCAGAUGUUUAUUUACUGUACUUUUUAUAUGAGAAAGAAAAUAUGUGUGUUCUAGAAUAAGGCUUGAAAAUUAUUUAUCACCAGUAAAACUGUAUGUAAGACUUUUAAAAAAAUAACCUUAAAUUUUGAGAAAAAAAUUCAUUUUGAAAUUGAAUGAAAAUGUACUUGGUUAAUAAAAAUGUAUAAAUUAUUCAUAGGUAACUUUUAAAUUUAAAUAAAUUUAUUGAAAGUCGUUCAAUUAAUUCCAAAUCUCAUGGACAUUGAAAUCAUAGUUAUCAAUAUCAAAAUAGUGUGCAAUUUUUAUAAGCUUUGCUGUUUUUACUACAGGAUUGAAAAGCUGUAAAUUUUUACUCUUGAAUAAAGGUUUCUGUUUGAAUUGAAA
This is a messenger RNA of Parasteatoda tepidariorum (common house spider), 5372 nucleotides long. RefSeq names its product guanine nucleotide exchange factor DBS. Gene Ontology annotation, molecular function: guanyl-nucleotide exchange factor activity; protein binding. The record is from RefSeq and is a predicted model, not a curated record. Gene Ontology annotation, cellular component: cytoplasm. Lineage: Eukaryota; Metazoa; Arthropoda; Arachnida; Araneae; Theridiidae.